Molecule: messenger RNA, 723 nt
Organism: Lodderomyces oxycetoniae
Lineage: Eukaryota; Fungi; Ascomycota; Pichiomycetes; Serinales; Debaryomycetaceae
Gene: LEA1
Product: U2 snRNP complex subunit
Exons: 1
Coding region: 1-723 (240 amino acids)
Biological process (GO): mRNA splicing, via spliceosome
Cellular component (GO): U2 snRNP
Molecular function (GO): U2 snRNA binding
Source: RefSeq, a predicted model, not a curated record
AUGAGGUUGACUGUUCAGCAGGUUCAGGAAGCACCCUUGAUUUUGAAUCCUGAACAUAAAGUUACAUUGGUUUUGAGGGAUCUACGUUUGACCGAUGUCACGAAUAUUGCAGGUAUGAGACUAGAUAAGUAUCAAGUUUUGGACUUGAGCAAUAAUGAGUUGAUAGUUUUGGGGAAAUUGCUGGACCGAUUUGAAGAAUUAGAGGUUUUGCUACUAGCUAAUAACAAUAUCACGUAUGUGGACGAUGAGUUUUGCGUGGCAAAUAAGUUUGGUUGUCUAAGGUCGAUAUCGUUUAUGAAUAAUAAUAUUUACAAGUUUCAACAAAACUUUGUAGCUGCUUUCGACAAGGUUGAGAAUUUGGUUCUCAUAGGCAAUCCCAUUACCAAACAUUUCGAUUAUAGACUAUUUAUGAUCUGGCUUGUGCCGUCUCUUCGGGUUUUGGAUUUUAAGAAGGUCAAACUUGCAGAGAGAAGUGCUGCCUCAAAACUAUUCGGCACUCUAGAAGAACCAUUCAAUGAGAAAGCAAAGAGAAUGUUUGAUCUUGAACUAGACAUUGAAGCCAAGGGGAAGCACAUAGCGCCUCCCUCGGAUAAACAAAUGAGCGCUGUGGUGAAGAAAUUAUCAAAAUCUGAUAAGGAGGCAUUAAUGAAGAGAUUGAAGCUGGCUACUAGUAUUGAAGAGGUUGAAAGUAUAGAGCAGCUCAUAAAAACUGGUGAUAUAUGA